AUGCCGGAGCCUCCGGAGCUGGAGGAGGAAAAUGAUAGCUGCUGCUGCUUUCGGACCUCUGCCUUCUUCCUCCUGGGAGUAGUUUGCGCCUGUCUCCUGCCUUCGUUUCGAUCUUCCACAAGUUUCAUCACUGGCAUCCAUCUCUAUGGCAAAGUCGGCGCCACUGGCAACAGCACAAGUGCCUUUGUUGUGGCUUUGGAGAUGGCCUCGACGCUGCCGACCACCGUCGCCCCGUCCGUGUCAACGACCCCAGCAUCGAUUAAGCCGGCCACUACGACUACCAGCAUGCCCCUCAUCAAAACAACGACGACCACUGUGAAGAAUGCUCCUCCAAAGAGCAAUUCCCUGUGCUCUGCUACCAGGGAGUGUGGGAACUGGGUGAGGAUGUUAGCACCUGACGCGCAGAGUCAGACACUUGGAGGUCAUCCUGCUUUCCGGAAUAAGCAUAUCGUAAUGAUUGGUGACUCACGAAUGCGAUACCAAUACAUGUCCCUGGCGUACUUCUUUACGUCUGGUGCCUUUGCCACGGGCGACGAUUUGUCUUUGCUGACCAGCGCCGAGAAGUCUGGAAAGAAUUGGGCCAAUUGGUUCAAUCGCACGAACCACCUCCUGAAAUACGAGCUGUGCAAUUGCUAUCGACCGCAGGGUGGCAUGAAGGAUACGGUGGAGCACCGGUACUACCGCAAUCCUCACAAGAUGGUGGCAAUUACCUAUCUGCAGAAAUUUGGGGAAGCCUUCCUUCCCCUGAGGGGUCACUGGCAUGUAAACGGCACCAGCAUUGACCUCUGCAAUUGUCAGUGCGGUCCAAAUAAGUGCCAUCCCGCUAUAGAGACUCCGCAAUGGUCUGCAAAGGACAUGCUCGAGCUGGGAAAGAUCGUCUCGGAUCUGAAACCGGACUACGUGGUGUUCCAUCCUGGCUGGGAGGAGCUGGUGGGCGUCAAGAAUGAAGAUAUAGUCAAGUUCUUUUCGACGGUCCAAGCGUCUCAUCCGCCGGUGCAGCUGUAUUUCAAAACCCGUCUGCUCCGAUCCAACGACCAGUACGAGUCUUUCAUUACAUGGGCGAACAAGUAUUACAAGGAGUUGUACAAGACCCUGAAGUUUGCAGAUCACGGUUGGCAUAUGUGGGACGUGUCGAACAUGACGGCGUCCUGGAAGGCCAAUGACAGCAAAGCCACCUUCAUGUGGGAUCAGUAUCACUAUGAUCUCCCAUCUAACAAUGCGAUGAAUAGGAACAUGUUGAAGACUCUCUUCGGUGUUGAUGUCCGGUAA
Molecule: messenger RNA, 1269 nt
Organism: Symbiodinium sp. CCMP2456
Lineage: Eukaryota; Dinophyceae; Suessiales; Symbiodiniaceae
Source: the annotation of a GenBank genome assembly